UCUCCCCCGGUCUCUCCCUCCCCUUCCUCCGGGGCCUGCCCCUACCUGCGUUCCCUGCGUCGAGGGGCGGCAGCGCGCCGCUCCUUACUCCUCCGAGUUUCCGCCGACAGAGGCUCCGCUGCAGACUCUUCACAUGGACGUGUGGGGCCCAGCCCGCGUCCGUGGCCAGGGUCAGGAGCGUUACUUCCUACUGGUGGUUGACGACUACUCGCGUUACACCACGGUCUUCCCCUUGCACAGCAAGGGUGAGGUCACUGAGGUGUUGAUCGACUGGAUCCGCGCUGCUCGUCUCCAGCUCAGGCAGAGUUUCCGCUCUGACUUUCCUGUUCUGCGUCUGCACUCCGACAGAGGUGGAGAGUUUUCCUCCGACCUUCUGCGAGCCUUCUGUUGUGCUAGGGGCAUCCGCCAGACGUUCACGCUUCCGGCCUCUCCACAGCAAAAUGGGAUUGUUGAGCGACGCAUUGGCAUGGUCAUGGACGUCGCUCGUACGUCCAUGAUCCAUGCGGCUGCUCCCCAUUUUCUGUGGUCGUUUGCGGUCCGGUACGCCGCGCAUCAGCUCAACCUUCAGCCCAGGGUCUCCAUGCCGGAGACCUCCCCCACUCUGCGGUGGACGGGGAAGGUUGGCGAUGCGUCUGCGUUCCGUGUCUGGGGAUCUCGAGCUUUUAUCCGCGACUUGUCUGCGGACAAGUUGUCCUCCCGUGCUGUUCCCUGCGUCUUCCUUGGCUUCCCCCCUGACGCGCCUGGUUGGCAGUUUUACCACCCCACCUCGCGCCGUGUUCUGUCCUCCCAGGACGUCACGUUUGACGAGUCGGUUCCGUACUACCGUCUCUUCCCCUACCGCGCUGCCCCCCUCCCCCCCCCGCCGCUCUUCCUCGCUCCAGGUCCCCUCCCUGUAGACCCCCUCCCCCCUCAGGGUCCUGCCCCCUCAGGUGUGUCCCAGGUAGACGCAGUCGAGCCUGUCGAGGUAGCUGUCGAAUCUGGUGCUGCUAGGAGUGCUGAGCCUGCGGGUGCCGGGUCUGGGGGUGCGGAGCCUGAGCGUGAGGUGCCUGGGGGUGCGGAGCCUGGGCGUGCGGAGCCUGGAGGUGCUGAGUCUGGGGGUGCGGAGUCUGGGGGUGCUGAGCCUGCGCGUGAGGAGACUGGAGGUCCUGCGCCUGUGUGUGCGGAGUCUGGGGGUGCUGAGUCUGGAGGUGAGACGCCUGAGGGUACUGGGACUGCUGGUGCGCAAUCUCCUUGGAGUAGCCGCCUUCGUCCGCGUGUGCCUCUCACCUCACAGCAGCUGCACGACUGGUACGGUCGCCGUCAGGGUCGCGCUGCUGGAGCUCGGGGCUCUGCUGCUGGAGGUACUUCUGCUGACGUCCCUGGAGCUAGGAGUGGUGCUGGUACUUUGUCUACUGGAGGUGCUGGAGUCGCUGGUCCCGGAGGUGCUCGUACUGGAGGUACUGGAGCUGCUGGGGCUGGGGGUGCUGCGUCUAGGGGUACCGCUGCUGGAGGCACUGAGGCUGGAGACCCUGGGACUGGAGGUACUGCGUCUGGGGGUGCCGCUGCUGGAGACACUGAGGCUGGAGACCCUGGGACUGGAGGUGCUGGUUCUGGGGGUGCUGCUGCUGGAGACACUAAGGCUGGAGACCCUGGGACUGGAGGUGCCGGUUCUGGGGCUGGAGCUUCUGGAGCUGCUGGAGGUGCUGGAGCUGCUGGGGCUGACAGGUAG
This is a messenger RNA of Closterium sp. Yama58-4, 1708 nucleotides long. The record is from the annotation of a GenBank genome assembly. Lineage: Eukaryota; Viridiplantae; Streptophyta; Zygnematophyceae; Desmidiales; Closteriaceae.